Molecule: messenger RNA, 600 nt
Organism: Indicator indicator
Lineage: Eukaryota; Metazoa; Chordata; Aves; Piciformes; Indicatoridae
Gene: VSTM5
Product: V-set and transmembrane domain containing 5
Exons: 4
Coding region: 1-600 (199 amino acids)
Biological process (GO): filopodium assembly; positive regulation of excitatory synapse assembly
Cellular component (GO): axon; plasma membrane; dendrite
Source: RefSeq, a predicted model, not a curated record
AUGAGACCGCUCCAGGGCUGCCGAGGACGAGGUGUUGUCGUGGGGACCGUCACCCUCUGCCUGGCCGCCGGGUGGGCUCUGCAAACUCCUGGAGGAGUAUCAUUAGUCAUCCCACAACACAACAUCAAUGCGACAGUGGCACAAAACAUCCUCCUCUCCGUGGAAUACUCUUGCAGAGGUGUUGCCACCAUUGAGUGGAAGCAUGUGUCGAGCUGGGGUACCACCAAGAUUGUUGAGUGGAGAAGUGGGAAUUAUGUCAACAUAUCUACAGCCUACAAGGACAGAGUGACUACUUUUGAAAAUGGCUCUAUUCAGCUUCUGAACGUAGGCAUGGGAGAUGCUGGCUACUAUUUUAUCACUGUAACGGAGGAGUAUGGGACCAACACCUAUGGCACCAUCAUAGUCAACAUUUAUGAGAUUAUCUAUGAAGAUUUACAUUUUGUAGCAGUUCUCUUUGCAUUUCUUGCUGCAGUGUCUGCCGUUUUGAUCUGCUUCAUGUGGCUGUGUAAUAAAUCUCUGCAUCUGUUUCAGAAGAAGAGAACACACAAACUAACAGCAAACACAACUGAAGAGAUUGAAUUGGAAACCAUUGAGUGUUAG